GCACCUCAACAGCACUACUGUACUUCAAUAUAAUGCUGUUUAAUCCCGCAUUGUACUAUUAUCAAAUAAUUGCAGCUUCUUGUGUUUCAAAUAUUGUACACUUAUUGCGAUUUCAAGUUACUUGUAAUUUCAUAUUGCAGCCUUAAUCAAUGAUUUAAUCUUGAACGCCUUGUCUUACACAAGUCUAAACAUUACAGUCAUUCUUAUGGUUACUUGGUGCAUACCCUUCAACAAAUAUGUGUUUAAAUCAAAUUAUAACUGUAACUGACGGAAGAUCUUCCAUGGGGAAUUUAAUAGGGGGCUCUUUUUAAGACUUUGGGGAGGCUCAGUUUUGUUAUUGGGGCCCUACAACUAGUCUCAUCACUUUACACUCACACGAAUGGUUCUUUAGUUGUGAUGCACCAAAACAACCAGUUUAAAUGUGUACGCACUGUUGUAUCAAUCUCGGCUACUCUUAUAAAUCGGUUGUCUUUUCAAUUCUGAGCUAUUUGAAACGUUGAAAUGUUUAUUCCCAUUGCACUGUAAAGUGAAAUUCGAAUGACAAUAAAAGAAAGUCUAAGACUCUCAAUCACAGCAAACUAUUAAUCUGCACAUAGAUGGAGGAAACAGGAGAAACCCAAUGAGCAUAGUUUGUGGCGAUCUGCUGACACCUUGUGGUUAAAAAUAAGAUCUACACUAGUCUAAAGAGCACUCUGCAGAUGAUGUAACAAAAACACUUGAAUAAAUAUUAACACACGCGUCUAAAACAACAGGAAGUGGUCACAGAAAAAAUGAACUUUGCGCUGCUCAGUCUACAGCCAAGCAAAGAAGACGAACCUGUUCUGUAGAUCUUUAAUAUCAUUUAGUACACGCUCCGUUUCACACCGGUUAAGUAACUUUACGACGCUCCCUAACUACAGCCUCCAACGCGACCUCUGCCCUCCACAUGCUCGCUGCUGCACUUUAGCAUGCUGUGGGUAAUAAAAGCAGGACUGUGCACACUCAGACAGAGUCACAAUAUUAAAGAAGUGCUCGUACGUUUGCCGAGGUGUGCGGCUCGUCGAAACAUGUCGUCGUCUCCAGCUAAACGGCCGGUGUCCUUGCUGGGAACCAUGGCGUUCGGCGGUCGAGCUGACGCCGCGCAGAGCCUGGACAUGGUGAAGGCUUUCCUGGACAGGGGGCACAGCCAUCUGGACACAGCUUUCAUGUACGUGGACGGGAAGUCAGAGACGGUCAUAGGAGACAUGAACCUUCCCAAAACAGUAAGCAUAGCGACCAAAGCCAAUCCCUGGGAUGGAAAGACACUGAAGCCAGAAAGUGUACGUUCACAGCUGGAAACCUCCCUUCAGAGGCUGCGGACUGAUUGCGUGGAUCUUUUCUACCUUCAUGCCCCUGACCACGAAAACCCCAUCCAGGAUACCCUUAGGGCCUGCAAUGAACUCCACAAAGAGGGGAAAUUCAAGGAGUUUGCUUUGUCAAACUAUGCAUCAUGGGAAGUAGCUGAAAUCGUGAACAUCUGCAGACACAACAACUGGAUCGCUCCCACUGUGUAUCAGGGAAUGUACAAUGCCACCACAAGACAGGUUGAGACAGAGUUGCUGCCAUGUCUGAGAUACUACGGGAUGAGAUUCUACGCGUACAAUCCUCUAGCAGGUGGCCUUUUGACUGGAAAGUACCACUACGAAGACAAAGAUGGUUCCCAGCCUGAAGGACGUUUCUUUGGCAACAGCUGGGCUGCAGCAUACCGGAACAGAUACUGGAAGGAGAGUCAAUUCCAGGCGAUAGGUCUGGUUAUAAAGUCACUGGAGACGGCGUACGGCUCAGAGAAACCCACCAUGACUUCUGCUGCUAUGCGGUGGAUGUAUCACCACUCCCAACUUAAGGGUGAGCUCGGUGAUGGAGUCAUCAUUGGCAUGUCAAAUAUGGAGCAACUUCAGCAGAACUUGGCUGCUGCAGAGGAGGGACCACUGGACGAGAGAGUGGUUGCUGCUUUCAACGAGGCCUGGAACCUCGUCGCCCACGAGUGUCCAAACUACUUCCGCUGAAGAGCCAAAAUCUCCUUAACAGUCCAAUCAAAUAAAGUUUAUAGAGCAAAACAGA
This is a messenger RNA of Acanthopagrus latus (yellowfin seabream), 2079 nucleotides long. RefSeq names its product aldo-keto reductase family 7, member A3 (aflatoxin aldehyde reductase) (gene akr7a3). Gene Ontology annotation, molecular function: oxidoreductase activity. The record is from RefSeq and is a predicted model, not a curated record. NCBI's taxonomy places the organism in Eukaryota, Metazoa, Chordata, Actinopteri, Spariformes, Sparidae. The coding region runs from base 948 to 2024 and encodes 358 amino acids. The transcript has 7 exons.